Dromaius novaehollandiae (emu) is the source of this 3763-nucleotide messenger RNA. It is a transcript of the gene GPX7, whose product is annotated as glutathione peroxidase 7. The coding region runs from base 56 to 688 and encodes 210 amino acids. The record is from RefSeq and is a predicted model, not a curated record. The transcript has 3 exons. Gene Ontology annotation, molecular function: glutathione peroxidase activity. Lineage: Eukaryota; Metazoa; Chordata; Aves; Casuariiformes; Dromaiidae. Gene Ontology annotation, biological process: response to oxidative stress.
UUUCCGGCAGUGCUUUACUAUUGUGGCAAGUGUCUGUGCAGCACUGUCUUGCAGCAUGCUAGAUCCUGAGGGCAGUGUGGAGCACAAGGCUUCCUCUUCCUUCCCCAAAGUUUUCCUCAUCCCUCUAGCCAUGCUCCUUGCAAUAGCAGCACUCCUGCUCUUAGCCUUUUCCGCUACUCAGCAGAAAGAGACUGAUUUUUACACUUUCAAAGUUGUAAACAUCAGGGGCAAGCUAGUCUCUCUGGAGAAAUACAGGGGCUCGGUGUCUCUAGUUGUUAACGUUGCAAGUGAGUGUGGAUAUACAGAUAGCCACUACAAGGCCUUACAACAGUUACAGAGAGACCUCGGCCCGUAUCAUUUCAAUGUGCUGGCAUUCCCCUGCAAUCAGUUUGGGCAGCAAGAACCAGACAGUAACAGAGAAAUCGAGAGUUUUGCACGGAAGAUGUAUGGUGCCUCCUUUCCUAUGUUCAGCAAAACUGCCGUCAGCGGUGCCGGUGCAAUUCCUGCCUUCAAGUACUUAAUCGAUUCCACAGGAGAAGAACCAACCUGGAACUUCUGGAAAUACCUGGUGGACCCUAAUGGGAAAGUAGUAAAGGCCUGGGACUCUACUGUCUCUGUUGAAGAAAUAAGACCCUAUGUUACAGAACUUGUGAGGAAAAUCAUCCUGAAGAAGAAAGAUGAAUUGUGACUUUCGAAAGUUCCAGCAUGUCAGUUACAUCUUUACUGAGAAUUAGGACUGGAGUUUGUCUUUUCACAUUCCAGAGGAGGGAAUACGGGGAAGGGAAUCUGUAUUCACCAUCCUAAGAAUACAAGAUAGUAAGUUUGUAUCGUCAAAGCAAUUUAAGUUAUUCUCCAACUGAAUUCAAUUUGACCUUUCAGGGAAAGACGACUCAUCAGCAAUUGUUUCUUUCCCAAUUCAAAUUACUGAUUGUUGAUAAGACUAUAGAAAGUCAGUUAGUGUAUCUCUGGGGUGAAGGCUGAGAAUAAUUAUAAAUUUCUUAAAGAGAUCUCACUGCCAUCUACAAUUCUCACAUUUUGAUCAUGAAUUGAAUUAAAAAAUAAAAAAAGGAUAAAGAACGUGAUUGACUUAGUGCAUGCACUAGGGCAAAAGCCAAAACAGAUACCUUCAAACCAGGCAGACCUAAUAGAUAUUUUUCUUUCCAGUUACCAAGGCCAAACACAAUUCACAUUAUCUGCCUGGCAGUUUAUUAGGAAGAGCAUGAGGAAAACUUGUUUAUAUAACUGAAAUGAAAGAAAUAUGAAGACGAAGUCUCUGUAAAAAUUCUCUGAAAACUAUGAGAAGAAUCCCUACAUUCUUUCACUCAGUAAAAAUUAUCAGAUGAUAUUUAAAUAGCCAUUUGAACAUCUAUAGGGUCAGAGCUCAUAGGAAAUGGACAUUUCUUUCUGACAUAAUCAUCUUGCCUCAGAAAAAUUACUCUCACCCCAUACAGUCUGGUUAAGUUUAUGUUUUCAAUUCAUAACAUCAUCUGAUUUUGCUGCAUGUAGAGACAAACAUUAGAGGAUCAAUAUUCCAACAACGAAAUCAUUUUUUUCCAAAUGUUUAAUGUUACAUUGUUAUAUAAUGGCCCAUUGUUUAAUGUUACAUUAAUGUUAUAAUGUUACAUUAAUGUUAUAAGGUUUAAUGUUACAUUUUUCAAAUGUUUUCAAAUAUUACAUUUUUCAAAUGUGGUACUCCAACAUCUGCUCAGACUUCAGACUGCAGGUCCUCUUAGCUCAUACCAAAAUAAUAAAACAAACAAAUAUGGCCUCAUUGUUCUUUGACAGAAACCCUUUGAAAAUCUUGACAGCAAGAACUCUUUUCAUCUCCACAGAAACACAAUGUACAGGUCCCCAGCUCUUAACCCCAGGAUGCUUUAAGAAGAAUCUAGUCUUGUCCAAUUGCAGUAUUAUUGACAAGUGAAAGCUUUUUUGUGCUUUGAAAUGCUUUUUAGAGUAGCACAAACAAUAUUUGUCCAUAUAGUUGCCAGGGCCCAAGUGCACCAACAAGCCUUAAUUGCCCUGACCACAGUAUGAACUUUUUCCAACUGAUCAUUGCCGCUAUAGUUUGUCAGCAUCCAGAAAUUUUGCUCCAGUUGAAACCAAAGGCAAAUGUUAUGGCAUGUGCUGGCUUGCAGAAGAAGGGAGGAAGAAGAGUACUGAAGAGUUACUGGAAAGAAGAGUGUUUAUUCUAGAGUAAUUGAUGGCUUCCAUGCUUUGGGAAGUUGCUGUUGUCUCCUGAGGUCACCACUGGACCCUGUUCUGUGGAGCUGUCCAAGGAAGUAGGAGCUGGAGCUACUCUAGGAUUUGCAGAAAGGCCCCAGAGAAAGAUUGUACUGCACAAAGCAAGCUGAAUUUGCCUGAAUGAAGCUGAGAGCAAGGGGUUUUUAUUCUUAGUAAAAAAGAAAAAGGCGGGGGAGGAGAAUAAGAGGAAAAAGUAGCAGAAAUACAAAAGCAGAGAGAGCAAGUAAAAAGGGAGAAAUUAGAAGGAAAUGGAUGGGCAGAUUGCAGCCCAAGACAGGAGAAUCUUUGAGACACAUGGGUGAUGGAAAUGUUCAGGUUAUGUCAAUACUAAUGAGUAUGCUCCAUGUUACAUCAGCUAGUUCCCCCCUGGAGUGUAACUUAACAGUGCAGGAAAUUGCUGCUAGUGUCAGUGAAUACAUCUAUAUUUUCCUCCUCUGAUGGAGAGGAGGAAAGUGUAUUUUACAGUCCAUUCAGUUGUUCAGUCUAUUCUUAUAUGAAUCACUGUGUCUAAGACAAUAGUUACAAAGGAACGUCACAAAGAAAGCAGGAGCAGGGCCAGCUGUUCUGCACUGGGACAGGGAGCCUAGCUACUAGGAAACGAGAUCAUUUACAAGUUUAUAGAUUGUUUAUCUUUUCCUCUGUGCAUUGAUACUAAUUCAGUGCCCCAGUGUGCUGUUAGCAGGUGCUGCAGGGCUGCAAAUAGUCUCCUUAGAAAGUAUUUCUUCAUUUUAUAACUGAGGCCCUGAUGAGCUCAGACCAUACUUUGCAAGACAUUUCAAGCUCUCUCUCUUUCAACUUAGGAUGUCUCCUUUCAAACAGAAUUUUGGAUUUACAUAGUUCUGAUCUUGCAUUCUUUAUAAGACAAAUUCUAGAAAUCUGAAGAGCUAUAAUGGCAAUGAUCAGUUGGAAGGAAUUCAUACUAUAUCGAGAGAUAUUGUUUGUCCUACUUAAAAAAGCAUUAUGAAGCACAAAAAAAGCUUUUGCUUGUCAAUAAUAUUGCACAUUGGACAAGACUAGAGUCUUCUUAAAGCUUCCUGGGGUUAAGAGCUGGGGACCUGUACACUAUGUUUUUGUUGAGAUGAAAAGAGUUCCUGCUAACAGGAUUUUCAAAGGGUUUUUUGUUGAAGAACAAUGAGGCUGUAAUUGUUACUAUUAUUAUUUUAGUAUGGGCUAAAAAGAUCUUUAGUCUGAAGUCUCAGCAGAUGUCCAAGUGCUAUGAAUAACUUAAUUUUAAUGCUGAUGAGUAUUAGAGUUGAUGAUGUUCUUACCACCUUAACAGGAACUAAGGUAAGAAUUACAUAGGCAAGCCUUGAUACAGCAAUGAAUUUGAGCAGGGCAUAUAAUUUUAAGCACAUGGAUACUCUCUCAGAACUUAACAGAAACAUUUCUGUGGUUAAAUUAAGCAUGUGACCUAUUUUCAAUCCUUUGUUGCAUUGGAAUCAUAGUUUGUAUAACAAAUGUUUUGGUCUUUUAAACAAAGUUACAGAAUAAAUGUAACCAUUUUUGGUUAUAGAUUAAUUCA